AUGAGUGGAUGGAACACAAUCGAGUCUGAUGCAGGUGUCUUCACCUACCUGCUCGAAAACCUCGGCGUCAAAGGCGUCCAGUUCGAGGAGCUCCUGACGCUUUCCCCCGACGAACUGGCCCCGUUGCACCCCAUAUACGGAAUUAUAUUCUUGUUCCGCUACCCCUCCGAGGGCUUGCCUGCGCGCCCGCAGGAAUCCUACGACCGAGACGCCGCCGAACGACUCUUCUUCGCACAGCAGACGAUACAAAAUGCCUGCGGCACACAAGCACUCCUGAGUGUUGUCCUCAACAAGACGACCGAAGUAGAUAUCGGCGACAAGCUCUCUGAGUUCCGCGAGUUCACCAUGGUUCUCCCUCCCGAGUUCCGUGGCGAGGCCCUCAGUAAUUCGGAGCUAAUCCGCGACGUUCAUAACAGCUUCGCCAAGAGCAGCCCCUUUGUCGAUGAGACACAAAAGACUGGCGAAGCCGAGGACGCAUUUCACUUCAUUGCCUACACCCCCAUAGAUGGCAAGCUAUACGAGCUUGAUGGCCUCCAACCCGCACCUAUCUCUCACGGCGCCUGUACCUCGGACGAGUUCCCUACCAAGGUCACUCAGAUCCUGCAAGACCGCGUCCUGACAUACGCCAGCUCUGAAAUUCGUUUCAAUGUGCUUGCAAUGGUACGUGAUCCUCGCAUCGCAGCCCGUGAAAUUGGCGAUGCCGAAACGCUCGACCGCGAGAACGAAAAACGCCGAAACUGGCGAUUCGAGAAUGCCCUUCGUCGGCACAAUUUCGUCGGCUUUGCUGGCGAGGUUCUUAAGGGCGUUGUUUCGCAAAAGGUGGAAGGUGGCGAUGAUGCAUACAAUGCUUGGAUUAAGGAGGGCCUCGAACGUAGAAAGCGUGACGAGGAUGCCGUAAGGCUGCGGCGGAAGAUGGGCGGUGGAGGGGACGAGGAUGAGGAGAUGGAGGGUUGA
Molecule: messenger RNA, 954 nt
Organism: Colletotrichum truncatum
Lineage: Eukaryota; Fungi; Ascomycota; Sordariomycetes; Glomerellales; Glomerellaceae
Source: RefSeq, a predicted model, not a curated record